Chinchilla lanigera (long-tailed chinchilla) is the source of this 2041-nucleotide messenger RNA. RefSeq lists its product as uncharacterized. The record is from RefSeq and is a predicted model, not a curated record. Lineage: Eukaryota; Metazoa; Chordata; Mammalia; Rodentia; Chinchillidae.
ACAGACUCCCUGGAGCCUGAGUCUGAGCGCAGGCGGGAUCUUCUGCUCUGAACUUGGAUUCAGGACCUGGAUUUAUCUGAGAAAUUCACAAGGGCUGUGGGUGUGGAUCACCUUGUUCCCAACACCCUUGGAUGUCUAUCUGACCUCACUGUGGUCACCAUGGCGGUACCGCUCAGCCCAGAUCUGGGGGCUGAAAUGGAUGUGGGAGAAUUCGAAGAGGAUAUGAGCUCUCGCAUGGGAGAGCAUGAGCUGCGAUUUGAAGACUGUAGAUCAGGUUCUGUUAGACCUGGAGCAGCUCUCGGCUCCCUGAACAACAAGGAGCUGAAACGUGGGGCCAUGAGGUCCAGAGAUGACGUUGACUCUCUGCUGGGGGAGAGGCUGCACCCCGAGGAGCGGGAGCUGCCUGCACAGCUGCCCCUGGCCGAGCAGCUGAGAGAUUCCAGAGGUGGAGGAGGAUGGAAAAGAACCAUCAAUGGCCUCCAGCAGUGUGACUGGAGAUGACCUGCAACACGAGGAAGCAGAACGUGUCCUCCAGGCCUCCCAGGGUGAAGACCACAAGGAUUCCUUUGGUGUCUGUGAGGCUGGUGACACCCAGCAGCCUCUCGGUACCACUGCUGCCCUGAUAGAUGGGGUUGAGGACCCUUCUGCAGAGGGCCCUGAAGAUCAAACUCACUCUGCGGAGGACACCCUGGAGCCAGCAGCCCCAAGGUUUAUCGUUGAAGAGCUGAACUUCAAUUCAAAGCCUGUAGAGCAGUUUCAGAAGUGGAGAUCCAUCCUGUUCGACCUGCGCCAGACUCUGAAGGACCUGCUGACCCAGGGUGGACCUGCGAGUCACCUGGAGCAGAGCCACCCAAAGCACCGUGCAGAGUGGGGCAAGCGGGUCCAGAACCUCGGCCUCCAGCUCGGGCCAGGGCACCACUCUGAUGGAGAAGUGGAGGAGGAUAUGGACUCCAGUGUUGAGCUGCGUGAGGAGGAAGUGGAUGUCUUAUCGGAGUCAGUGGCGGAACUGUCCUUCCUUGGUUCUGGGCCGGCCUUUCCACCAUCUCCACAGGAACAUCACCUGAACACCGCCGCCCCUGUGGAUGAUCCUGAAGCGAGCCCUAUAGGCCAGGAAACCAAAGCUGAAGACACUGGGAGAGCACAGGAGCAGAAGGCAAGCAAAGUGCUCGGAUUUGCAAUGGAGCUUCAGGCCCAAAUGUGGACACACUUACGGACAACGUUCCACAAAUGGAGGGACACCAUCCUCUUCCUCCGCUGCAGCAUUAGGGGCCUGCUGUCCCAGAAGGACCCUGUGAGAUGUGAGGGGCAGAGCCACCAGUUCCAUGAGGAGUGGCGCAUGGCGGCCAAGCGCCUCGCCCUCCAACUCUGCCCAGCUCCCUGCCUGGCAGCCUGUCCCCAAGGGCUUCCCAGAGGACCCUUCAGCCACCAGCAGUCCAAGGAGCCCAGGGGCUCGUGCAUCCCUGGGAAGCUCUGUGUGGGAGCCCAGCUGGGUCAGCGCCCUGAGCAUGGAUCUGACACAGCGGCCGUGAGCCUUUCCCCCUCCGCCCCCCGCAUGGUCGCAGCCCACAGCGAUGCUGGAAAGCCGUGGCUGCUCUCGCCAGAGCUGAAUGUGGAGGUAUCACGUGGAAGGAAGAUUCCUCCCAAGGCAGAGGGUGAAGCGAUUUUAGAGGCAAAUGACACCACACUUGGGACUCAGUCCAUUGGCCCCUCUGAGCCCGUGGCCGCCCUGAAGCAGACUAUGAGCCACGGUUCUGGCAGCGGAGCAUGGCCUGCAGACGCCCCUGCUCUCAGGCUUUUGGUGCAGAGGGCCCUCCUGCUCCAGCCAAGAAAGAUGCUGCUCAUUUAAGGUGAUUGAGCACCAAGGCAACCUCCUGUGCUCUUCCAUGACAUCGAGACAAUAAAUACCAUCAGAACCCAAGAGCCCUCCUGGGUGAGAACUGCAUUCACAACCGGCAGCAGGACCUGAUGUUUGUUUGUUACUUUGUUGUAUUAUUUUGCACAUAUUUAUUUAUUUUAUUUUAAAGUUAAAAUAAAAUUUCAA